Messenger RNA from Trachymyrmex septentrionalis, 1112 nucleotides. RefSeq lists its product as uncharacterized. The transcript has 4 exons. Gene Ontology annotation, biological process: embryonic morphogenesis. The record is from RefSeq and is a predicted model, not a curated record. NCBI's taxonomy places the organism in Eukaryota, Metazoa, Arthropoda, Insecta, Hymenoptera, Formicidae. Gene Ontology annotation, cellular component: tRNA-splicing ligase complex; extracellular matrix. Bases 171 to 1028 code for a protein of 285 amino acids.
AACUGUCUGUUUUCCCAUAUGACUCGCAGCGCAGCGUACAAUACGUCCGAUAGUGGGAAGUGAUAACGAUGGGCGAUAACGCUUGAAAUUGAAUUGCGCUGCUUGUAUCAAAUGACCGUCGUGAGAUGACUAUUUGUGAUUUCUUCUUCUGACCCAAGGAAGCGCAGACGAUGUGGAAACUGGACUCGUAUGAGCUCACGCACCCGGAAUCGCUAUCAGAGCAUCAGCUCCGCGAGAUUCUGAAGAACAGUUGCAUUGAGAUUCUUAAGUUUGAAAAAUUAUGUAAAAGUGAAUUGCUGGAAAUGUACAAACGAGUUGCAAUGCCUUUACCUCAGCGGCAACAUGGAAAUACAAAGAAUAUAGUAGAUAUGAUAUCAGAGAACUCCAUUACAGUUAUAAGUGAUAAUGAUACGUACAGUUUAGCUGCAGACUUUAAUAAAGGAAAUAAGAGGAUAUUUCAAACAUCUCAGACAGAUACAAAACCUCCUUUUAACGAUCAGAAGUCAGUCAGCAAGAAGAUUCGAUUAUGUUCAACGCCAAAAGAAAUUGGGUGCAAUGGAAUUUAUAAACGCAAUUAUGGAGAACAGAACGAGUUAACAAUCUUGGCUGUAGCAGUGCUUGCGAUAUGCAGAGGCGCGGUUAUACCAUCAGCUUUUCCGGCCAUUCCAGCUGUUCCAGCUGUUUCAACUGUACCAGCUGUACCAGCCAUUCCGGCUACCUUGGCCGCACAACCGGUUUUUCCAGUUGCUGCAGUUGAUGCCACAAAUUACGAUCCUCAUCCUCAAUACAGUUACGCCUACAAUGUUCAGGAUACAUUGACUGGUGAUGCGAAAAGUCAGCACGAGAGCAGAGAUGGUGACAUCGUCAGUGGCAGUUACAGUUUCAUCGAGGCUGAUGGUACCAGGCGAAUCGUUGAGUAUACGGCUGAUCCCGUGAAUGGAUUCAACGCUGUGGUCCGUCGGGAGCCCCUGGCAGUGGUGAAACCCGUCGUUGAGGUCGCCCCGCCUUCACUCGUUUAUCAGCCCUAAGAGAUGUGAUAAUGACUGUUCAUAACAAUCCACGGAAAGAACAAUUUUACUAAAGUGUCUACAAAUUUAGCUAGUAGAUAUAAA